Zophobas morio is the source of this 1000-nucleotide messenger RNA. RefSeq names its product spindle pole body component 97-like. Lineage: Eukaryota; Metazoa; Arthropoda; Insecta; Coleoptera; Tenebrionidae. Gene Ontology annotation, biological process: cytoplasmic microtubule organization; spindle assembly; meiotic cell cycle. Gene Ontology annotation, cellular component: equatorial microtubule organizing center; centrosome; gamma-tubulin complex. The record is from RefSeq and is a predicted model, not a curated record. Bases 1 to 978 code for a protein of 325 amino acids. Gene Ontology annotation, molecular function: gamma-tubulin binding; microtubule minus-end binding. The transcript has 11 exons.
AUGACUUUAGAGGAUUGGGGUGUCUCCAACUUCGAGUUUGUAAAAACGUUGGACAUCUUACAAAACUGCAGCAACUUUGUUUCAUGCGGUUUGGCCGAAGAAAUCAUAACAAAAGAGUAUAAAAAAUACUCCUCCGAAAUCAUAGAUGUGCUUGUCCACCGCCUCCAGUUAGAUUCCAAGCUAAAAAUAUUAAAUCAAAUUUUCUUUUUGACUGAAGUUACUUUUAUUGAUUUGCUGGUUUUAAAAGUCGAAGCCCUUUUUAAAUUUCCUCUUCCAAUUUUAGCUACAAAAAUUGAACAGCUUCUUGCAAUCGAGUACAGUAACUUUUUCCAUACAAAUGAGACGCCCUUUUGCGCACUGAAUUUUUGCAGCGACGAAGUUAACAAAUUUGCUUUUGGAAAAUGGAGGUCUAUCUCGAUUACCGCUCCAGAAUUUCCUCCCGUCUUUUAUAUCCUUUUUUCAAAGGAUUCUCUUGUUUUUUUUAAAGAUGUUUUUGCCUUUUUGUUAUCGCUAAAGCAAGUCUUAAGCACGCUCCAAGAAAACUGGCGGAGCGCACGAAAUUCUGCAAAUCGAGAAGACGCUCGUAAAGUCGAUCCUUUUUGGAUUCAGAGAUGGAGAAUGACCCACUUCGCCGAACAAUUGUUUCUUUAUUUAACGGAGGACGUCCUUCGCUUUCAUUUUGAAAAGUUUACCUCAAAUGUAAAUAACAAAGAUAGUGUGGACGACAUUAAAAAUUCCUACGAAAUCUUUUUGAACGUUACGAAAACUCAACUUUUUCUUUGCAAAAUUCAUAUAACGAAUACUUUGGCGGAACUGUUUGAGUGUUGUCACAAGUUUUGCAGCAGUACAUCCGUGGAAAAAAGAAAGGAAGCAGGCGAGGGCUUUAAUAAGCAGUAUAGACUUCUUUUGAGGAUUCUUAACGGCCUUAAAAACUCCACUGAAACCGGCGUUUCGCUUCUACUGGAAAGAAUAAAUUAACUCAACCUAACAAAACGAAGGA